This is a messenger RNA of Drosophila suzukii, 956 nucleotides long. RefSeq names its product serine protease grass. Lineage: Eukaryota; Metazoa; Arthropoda; Insecta; Diptera; Drosophilidae. Gene Ontology annotation, biological process: proteolysis. Gene Ontology annotation, molecular function: serine-type endopeptidase activity. The record is from RefSeq and is a predicted model, not a curated record.
CUCGGCGUUCCAUUUAAUUCUCAACUCGCGAUGAGAUCAGCAGUGAUCGUUUUCUGUCUGUUAUUUUGCCACUCGGUGUUAGCUAGACUUUUAGAGCCAAAUUGCGGAAUUCGCGCUGAUGUCGCCACCUACCGGACGAGAAUUAUCGGAGGCAGGAAUGUUCAGAUCGCUUCCCAUCCUUGGAUGGCCUAUCUUCACCAGGAAUCGCAGUUCAUCUGUGGCGGAACUCUCAUCAAUCGCCAGUUCGUCCUGACAGCUGCCCAUUGCCUGGAUUCGUCUUCAAAACUGACAGUUCGCCUGGGAGGAAUGAGUCUAAGGUCCAGUGACAACUCAAUGUGCCAAAUUCCAGCCGAGGACUACGAGGUUGACCGUGCCUUUCGACAUAAAUACUUCACCCCCACGAUCUUUUUGAACGAUAUAGGAAUGCUACGACUGGCCAGAUUUGUGGACUACAAUGUUCACAUUAGGCCCAUUUGCAUUAUCCUGGAUCCGGCAAUGCAAAGAUUGGUGGAGGAUGGCAUGACGCUCACGGCCACCGGUUGGGGACUAACCGACGUGGGAUCUGAAGCCUCAGUUCUCCAGGAGGCCAGCAUCCUGGUAAUGAACCGGAACCUCUGCAGCGAUCUCUACAAUGUUCCGGUGGGACUUAACCAGAUCUGUGCCGGAGACAGCGAGACAAACACCUGCAGUGGUGACUCAGGUGGACCACUUGGAGGUAUAGUGAUUUACUAUGGGGAACCUAAAUUCGUUCAGUAUGGGCUAACUAGCUUCGGAGACAAAGAAUGCCGGGCUCCUAGUGUCUAUACGGAUUUGAGCACCUAUUCCGGAUGGAUCGAGAUGGUGGUGAAUGUAUAUGGCACAUGAUGGCUCUUUCAAUACUUGAAAUCGAUCAUCUAACUUUCAAUCUGAACAGAACCUCUCCUCUAAGCAUUCCUUAAAUAUUUGUUUUUAUACGU